GGUACCUAUUAGCGAUAUAAUAAGAUCUCUGGUAAGUUUUACUCCAGCUUGGGUACCAUAAUGAAAAUUUUUUUAGUUGUAUUAGCAAUUGUUUCACUCGCACAGCUAGCUUUAUCUCUAGAUAUAAAUUUACUAAAUUCCACAUGCUAUGGUUAUAAACAAAGGUUGCUCGAAUUUGAUUUCUAUCUUCAUACCAUUCGUACCGCGAUCAACAGUUCUCUUGAAGUUAACGAAACUCCUGUGACAGGGCUUGCACGUCAAUUCCCUCCAUAUAGUUUUGGCUAUACUUUUGCUUUCAGUCGCAAGCUAACCUCAAGUUUUGAGUAUACGUCUCCAGAAAUCGGUCGCAUGGAAGGAUACACUGCAGUUCCCAGCGCAGGCCAGGAAUUUACUCAGGCCGAUUUUAAUUUCACCACACCAGCUUCUGGAUAUUUUACUGUGGCAGGGUAUACAGAUUUUACACGGUUAACGAACAAAUACAUUGUGAAUGGAGGCAUUGGAGAUUUUGCAUACUCAAUUGGACAAGUGAUUGUCACCACUGCAUUUAACUACACAGGCAACAACUUUGUGUUUCUAUGCAAAGCCUCACUUACUGUCCUCAAGCUUUGUUAGAAGAAUAAGUAAUAAAAUCAAGAAAAGUGUAACUGUAUUCUUAUUA
Molecule: messenger RNA, 658 nt
Organism: Selaginella moellendorffii
Lineage: Eukaryota; Viridiplantae; Streptophyta; Lycopodiopsida; Selaginellales; Selaginellaceae
Exons: 2
Coding region: 61-612 (183 amino acids)
Source: RefSeq, a predicted model, not a curated record